Vitis riparia (riverbank grape) is the source of this 885-nucleotide messenger RNA. RefSeq lists its product as uncharacterized. Bases 162 to 587 code for a protein of 141 amino acids. The record is from RefSeq and is a predicted model, not a curated record. NCBI's taxonomy places the organism in Eukaryota, Viridiplantae, Streptophyta, Magnoliopsida, Vitales, Vitaceae. The transcript has a single exon.
CAUACUCAGUACUCACAAUAUUAUGAUGAAAUCUCCCACUACAACAUAGCCCCCCUCUCUCUCUCGGGGUAGCUUUUCUUGCAAUCCAAGGCUUGUUUGGGUUCAUAGUUUUAUACCCCAGCGCCCAUAACACUCAUAUCUGUCGACCCGCUCACCGGAAAAUGAGCUCCGUUUGCAUAUCUAGCUGUGUGAAUGAUGCCAGAGUCCCCGUCCGGGCAACCUACGUCAACCUCUACAAGUGGCCGGAGUCUGACGCCGAGUUCAUCAAAUCCGUGAGCUCAAACAGGCACCCAAGGGUGGUGGACAGCAUUUCAUGCAGGCAGAUGUACCUGAGGAGCUACACCUUUUCCAAGAAAGAGACUGUGCCCGAGAAGACGAUAAAGUGUUUUGGGAGGGUGAAGGAGAGGGUGGCUCACGGGAGGAGGAGAAAUAAGGGAGAAGAACUUCAUGGAAAGAGGUUCGUGGUGGUGAGGAAGGUGAAGGAGAUCUCCUGCAGUGCUCUGUACGCCAUAUUCAGGAGGUUGCUGUAUUGUACUACCACUGUGGAUGUUGUGGACAGUAGAGACCAGAAGUGUGAGUCUCUAUAGUCAUAUAUACAUCUGAUUAUAUCGGAUUUGGUGUUUUUCUUUUUAAUUUAUAUGAAGAGAUGGGUGUUGUGUUGUGCUGUCGUUUUGGGUUGUUUUUUACUGUAACAGAAUGAGGCCGGGGAGGAUUAGAAAGAAGAGGGCACAGGAACAUGUGGGUGAUGGGUCUUUGUACGCUUGCAUGUUUUGGAUUACAGUGAUGCCGAGGAAUAAUGUUAUUAAGACUUUGCCUAAAUGGGUUCUUCCCAUAUUUUCAUGUAUAGUACUGUCGAAUUAAUUUUCAUCCUCUCUUUCUGUUUAA